CCAACCGGUAAAGAAAGCACUGAAGGUAGAACCACGCAUGCGCAGCGCCCUGCUUGUUAUUGUCGCUGUCGCCUUCUGUCUGCCACUUUGGGAGAUGGUGAGGCUCUCAGAUGGAGGCAGUGUGUGAGCAGCAGGUCCAUGGAGGUGAUGAUGAUGAUGAGGAGGAGGAGGCAGGAGCCGAUGAGGCCAUGCUGUGGUCCUUCCAGGAGGCUCUGGAGAGACAGACCCUGCAGAUAGGAGCAUCCGCCUGCGGGGCCACAGCUGUGGUGGACGUGCUGAAGGCCCUCGGCAUGGCUGUGGCCCCUGAGGAAGCAGACCGCUGCGUCCAAACACGGCUGAGGAGGAACGAGUCACCGCUGCCGGACUACCUGCUGUCCCGGAGUGAAGCCGGUGCGACUCACGCUCAGCUCAUCCGAGGAGCAGAGGAGGCCAGUAAGGGGAAGGUAAUUGGUUGCUUCUUCCACCUUCACCCUCGGCGGCAGGUCAGACUCGUCCCCUGGCUCGCACGCUGGAUCCAAAACGGCGCUGUUCCCGUGGCAACCAUGAACAUGCAGCUGGCUGUACCCGAGGGAGAGGAGGUGCCCGACGCCUGGCACCAUCAGCUCAUAUUUGGCGUUGCACCUAAUGCUGUGUUCAUGACCAAUCCUUUAGAUGUAGUAAGUGAGGGAGAAGUGCACCGGAGACUCUGCAGUGAAUCGGUGUUGCUGAUUCGUCGAGAAGACGUUCUGCAGAGACUGACGCCAGAUUGCUGUCUGUCCAGCUUAUCGGACAACCAGUCUGACCCGCGCUGGAAAGCCCUGGAUGUCGAGGGUCAAGUAAGGCAGAUGGCCCUUGAUGAGCAACAGGAACAAGAUCCACCCAAGUUAACACACAUCAAGAUCCCCGCAGCGUACAGUUCAGGCAUCACACUGUUCGCUGUACGACAGACCGAGUUAGGACAAGAACUCCUCAAUGCUCCCGAACUCCCUUUGUUGUAACUGGACUGCACCUCAUGGACUUAAAGCUUGAAGACCUAUACAUUGGGACGUGAAAUAUUUAAAUUGAUAAAAUAAUGCUAUCGAUCCUACUGAGUAGGAUCAGCAGAUAUGCACCCUGCCAACGACUGACAAGAAACAAAAAUCAAUAUUUAUUACUCAUUGUUAUACAACCUCUGUUCUCUAACCUAAGCUGCACAAGCAUCCUUUUGCAGCAAGUUUCUACAUGUCAUCAAACUGCUGAAAAUAUCUUCACCAAUUCACUGUUAUCAAUGUUCAUUUUUAUCACUGAUACCUUUUUACAAUGCAUUUUCAACACUUUCAUGUCAGUUAAUUACUUGAAUAAAGUAUGUUUGAAUUAA
Messenger RNA from Perca flavescens (yellow perch), 1336 nucleotides. RefSeq lists its product as uncharacterized. The coding region runs from base 111 to 977 and encodes 288 amino acids. The transcript has 5 exons. NCBI's taxonomy places the organism in Eukaryota, Metazoa, Chordata, Actinopteri, Perciformes, Percidae. The record is from RefSeq and is a predicted model, not a curated record.